AUGCAUCGUCAUGAGGUUGUCCGGGAAGCGUUUCCCAGCCACGCAAUUCUCCGGCUGUCGUUCGUCUAUGGCCCAGUGGUUGCUGGGGCGCACAGCACUUUCCUGCAGUUCGCCCUUGACAAGCUCCGUUCGGGCGAGCCCUUCGACGCCUUUGCAGACCAGAUCCGGUCCUGCAUCUUCAUCAAUGACGUAGUAGAGGCCCUUCGCUUGGCCGUUCAGGGUCGCCUCACUGGUACCGUGAACCUGGGAGGACCGGAAGCUUUGUCCCGCCUUGACUUCGUGCGCGCCGUGGCGCGGCACUUGAACAUCGACGAGACUCGCGCUCAAGGUUCUACCUAUUGCUUGCCCACACCUUCGCCUGCUGACAUUUCCAUGAACAUCUCGCGGCUCGAAGCUAUGUGUCCUUGCCGCAGCUCAGAAAACAUCACAUUUUGGUGA
Symbiodinium sp. CCMP2592 is the source of this 438-nucleotide messenger RNA. The record is from the annotation of a GenBank genome assembly. Lineage: Eukaryota; Dinophyceae; Suessiales; Symbiodiniaceae.